AUGCGGCACACGCACCACGACGAAGCCGUCAGGCGAGAAAUACUUGAGCGCGACCUCCUCACACGCGGCGCUCAGUGUGGCGGUGAACAUGAUUGUCUGCCGCGGCAGCGGGCACCGCUCCAGCACGGCGAUGAGGCUGUCCUGCUGGUGCUCCUCAAUCAUGCGGUCCGCCUCGUCCAUGACGAUCAUCCGCGUGUUGCUGAGCGCGAGCAGGCGUUGCUGCAGCAGCGACUCGAGCUGCCCAAGUGUGCCGAUAACGAUGUGCGCGCCCUGCGCGAGCGCAUCGUACUGGUCGUCCGCCCGCUCGCCACCCACCACCUUCACCACACGUAUCUCGUCCAGCGUGUUGUGCUGCGAUGCCGCGUUGCUGCUGCUCUCGUCGCCCACCUCCUGUCGAUACUCCUCCUGCACCAGCUGCUGCAGCUCGCUGGCGGGGGCGCCCCGCACGAAAUGCAGCGCCUCACACGUCACUUGCUCGGCGAGCUCGCGCGUUGGCACCAUCACGAGCGCGAGGGGCCCGUGGGCGAUGAGUUCGUCGUUGCCCAGUAG
Molecule: messenger RNA, 549 nt
Organism: Trypanosoma grayi
Lineage: Eukaryota; Euglenozoa; Kinetoplastea; Trypanosomatida; Trypanosomatidae
Exons: 1
Coding region: 1-549 (182 amino acids)
Source: RefSeq, a predicted model, not a curated record